Molecule: messenger RNA, 1271 nt
Organism: Ciona intestinalis (vase tunicate)
Lineage: Eukaryota; Metazoa; Chordata; Ascidiacea; Phlebobranchia; Cionidae
Source: RefSeq, a predicted model, not a curated record
AUGCUUAUUAAGACAUCUUUAGAUGUGCAAUACAAAACUAAGCGAUGUCUGCUCAUAAUGGCUAUAAUUGACAUUGCCUUACUUGCAAAAUUUUGCUACUCCCGAGAUUUUCUAACAAUAAGGCCACAGAAAGCAAAAGCUUUUUGUAAAACCAAGCCUUCAUUUCAAGUUGAAACCAUUAAAGAAAAUAUGCCAAUAAUAUAUGGAGUUACUUCCACAUACAAAAGAUAUCUGCAGCUACCAGAACUCACUCGUUUAUCACAGACUCUUCUCCAUAUACCAAAGUUUCAUUGGAUACUGACAGAAGAUUCAUACCAGAAAACUAAAACAGUAACUAAGUUUCUGCAGAAAUCAGGACUUAAUUACACGCACCUAAACACAAAAAACAAUAUUCCACCAACAAAGUUCAUAAAAGACUACAAUACCAGAAGAAUGGGACUGAAUUGGAUCCGUGAAAACGUACCACCGACCAAAGAUGCUAUCAUGUAUUUUAUUGAUGAUGACAACACGUACUCGUUUAAACUUUUCGAUGAAAUUCGUGCAACAAAGCGCGCUGCUGUGUGGCAGGUGGGUUUAGUUGGUGGCAUACUCAAUGAAGGCCCAGUAAAAUGUGAAAACGGGAAGGUUUUGGAAUGGAAGGCCUAUUGGUGGCCUGACAGAUUAAUCCCAAUUGACAUGGCUGGCUUUGCAGUUCAUGUCAAAUUACUCUUCGAGAGACCGAAAGCAGAAUUUCGUGAUCUGCCAGAUAUGGAAUCUGACUUUUUAAGCUCACUUUGUGUGACGCGUGACAACAUUGAAGCUAAUAACUGCAAUGAUGUCUUAGUGUGGCACACACAAACAAAAACACCAGAGGUCGAAGAAUAACAUCUAUAUGGCGUGGCACGUGGUUAAGGGCACUCUUUUUAGAUCGAAGGAAAUGAAAUAUUACCCCGACAGUAUUGCUAUGAGCUUAUGUGUACAAGCAUUUAACAGCCAUUUCCCCAACCCUACUGUAGCUUACGGAUUAUCUAAACAUCAGCCAUAGAGAAAACAAAAUAAAAAACAAACACACCAAAGUACAUAUGAUGUGGUAUAACGCCUAAGCUGAACAAGGUAUGUGGAACAUCUGUUUUAUAACUGUUGGUGCCCCACCAUUAUUGUGCAACAGCAGGGCUGUGAGAAUUAUAAACGUCAAAGUAUCCGGUAAAGACCUACAUUUUCAAGAAAUAUGUACAUGUAAAUUAAGAUGUAUGCGCAUGCUUAAUAAACAUGAAUAUAUUCAACCUGUAAAA